GUUCUGCGCGUUACGGAGUAUAGCCGCAGAACAUAUGUCUUAACGUUGUGUAGCACAACUAUUUGUGCGAAUCACUGAUGCGUUGGAUCACGUGAUCAGUGAUUGGUCAAGUGGUACGUGGCGGGAAUUAGUACGGGUAACGCGGUUGUUUGUCAGUUCUACGCUUGGCUUCGAUUGUUUCACUUCUUCUUUUGAGCAGCGGUCAACCUUACGAUGGAUAGGGAAGAAAUGUCAAAUUUCGUCGAAGGAAAAGUGAAAGGUGUUAUACAGUCGAAUAACAGGGAGCUUCUGAGCAGUAUCAGCAACAUGAUAGCUAAGAUAAGUGACAAGUCUUCUUCUGCUAUUUCUGUUUUAGAUGUUCCAAAAUUUAAACGUAAAAGUAAUGAGGAACAAUUUAAAUUAAAUGCCAAAGUUAUACAGAAGAUAGAAGGUGCGCAUUCAGCCGUGGAAUCAGAGGAUUUAUCGUCUGCUAAAGAGGCUAUUAUUCAAGCCAGAGACAUGUUGAAGCACCGACAAAAAUUAGUGCUUCUGGCCGAUACGUCGGAUUUGGGUUGGAGAUUGGUCAGCGAAUACGAGGCAAAUCCCAUCGCUAGCGAUAGCGACGACGAAAAACGUAUUUAUAAGGCGGAGGCUCGUGCCAGUAGGAAGGCUAAGGCAGACAAGACCAAAAAACCCAGAAAAAAACAACUGGCCAUACAAGCGUCCAGAGGCAUCGGGAUCUGCGCAGGCGUCACAGGGCAUCAGACAGCGUCCCGGAUUGUGUUUUUCCUGUGGAAAGGCGGGUCACUGGAAAAAUGAAUGUACACAGAACAGUUCUUACCAGAACAAUAAGUUAAGUAGUUAUUUUGAGAUUUUAGACUCAGUAAAAGUCACUGACUUUACCAAAGGUACUGUGUGCCAAGAUAAGUCUUAUCUGAGUAAAAAUGAAACAUUAUUUAAGGCCGAGAAAAAAGGCAGUGACCAGAUGUCGGAUAAAGGUAUAGUAAAUUCUAUUUCACCUGUAGGCCGAUUAAGGCAGAAUAAAGACAAAUGGUGCAGGGUGUCCUAUAAUCAAUAUAUUUUAGACGUUGUUGAAAACGGAUAUAAAUUGCCGUUUAAGAACAUACCAGAAAGUGCGCACUUGAAAAACAAUAGAUCCGCACUUGAAAACAAAACGUUUGUUAGAACGGAGAUAAAGUCUUUGUUAGAAAAGAGGGUAAUAUCGGAAGUAUUAAAAAACCAAUUGUGGUAAAUCCACUCACAGUUGCAUAUAACAAGGCUGGAAAGCCCAGACUGGUGUUAGAUUGUAGGCAUGUAAAUCCUUGUUUGCAUAUGUUUAAGAUAAAAUUUGAAGACAUAAACACAGCAGAGAGUUUGUUUGACCUUAAUACGUUUGUUUAUACUUUCGACUUAAAGAGUGCUUAUCACCACAUAGAUAUUUUUCCUGAACAUACUACGUAUUUGGGAUUUUCCUGGAUUGAUGACGGAGUUGUAAGAUAUUAUGUGUAUAAUUCAUUACCAUUUGGAAUUGCUUCCGCAGGGCACAUCUUUACGAAAACUCUAAGAGCGUUGAUUAAACACUGGAGAUCAUUAGGACACAGGGUAAUUAUGUUUUUGGAUGAUGGAGUAGGGGGACAUGCUGAAUUUAAAAAGGCCAUGUCGUCUAGUAAUUUUAUACACAAUUCUUUGAUAGAUCUGGGGUUUUUACUUGCGGAAGAAAAAUGUUGUUGGAACCCUUCACAAAUAGUAUGCUGGUUAGGCCAUAUUUUGAAUUAUAGAUCUAACUGUAUGUUUAUUUCGGAAGAAAGAAUUCUUCGAUUAGAAAUGUCACUAAAGUCAGUUCUAUUUCAAUUGUCAAAAGACAAGUUAGACUUGAUACAUGUAAAAUGUUUAGCAGCAGUUGUAGGCCAAAUAAUUUCCCUACAAAGUGUGGUAGGUAGAAUAGUCUGCCGGAAGACCAGAGAUUUAUACAAAUGUAUUAUAGGGCGUGCUAGCUGGAACGCACCUGUUAAGGUAAGCGAAAAGGCUCAGGCUGAGCUACAGUUUUGGCUAGAAAAUGCAAGAAAAUUGAACAAAAAAGGUAAGCGAUUGAAGCAGUUAUUUUCUGCAAGUUUAAGUAUGGCAACGGACGCUAGCGCCGUUGGAUACGGUGGAUACGUGAGAAAAGACGAAAAGUCAUAUGCAUAUUAUAGUAGUUUGUCCAAGGAAAAGACAUUUAUUAACCAGUCCUCAGGUGUUGAAAUAAAUGAAAAGGUGACUGGGUUCCCGGAAGUGAACCAUGAGGAAAUGUUCCAAGGUAUGUGUAGCAAGUUUCCACCGGAAGUAGAAUAUUACACAGUUUUUGCUCCCGGAUGUGAGCAAAAUGUUUCGACAAACAUAGAACAAGGUUCUACAAAGGAGAACUGUGGUAGUUUGUCCGAGGAAAUGUCAAUUUUUGAUCAGUACUCACUUGUUCCGUUACAUGAAAAGAUAACGUAUUACGAAACCGGGUUCCCGGAAGUGAACCACGGGGAAAUGUUUCAAGGUAUGUGUAAAGGUAGCAAGUUUCCACCGGAAGUGGAAUAUCUCACCGGUUUUGCUCCCGGAUGUAAGCAAAAUAUUUUGAUAAAUGAUGAACAAGGUUCUAUGAAUAAGACUCCCGGAAGUGGGUCUAGUGGUCUGGUGCUCCAGGAAGUGAGCGCAUUGUACAGUAAACACAUGUCUUUUACUUUUAGCAGUACAGAGGUACAUGGGUCUUGGACAGAAGUAGAAAGAGAAAGAAGUUCAACAUGGCGCGAACUUGAGGCUCUUCAUCGAGUUUUAAGAAGUAACAUUAAUAUAUUAGUGAAUAAUCAUGUCAUUUUCCUUACAGACAAUAAGAAUGUGAAAUUUAUUUUGAAUUCCGGCAGCUAUGUUGACGAUUUGCAUGAAAUUUGUCUUAAAAUUCACGAAGUGUGCGACAUAAAUAGCAUACAGUUUGUUGUAAUUUGGAUACCAAGGUGUAGGAACGCAGAAGCAGAUUAUCUGAGUAGGUCUCUUGAUUGUGACGAUUGGUCUGUAAAUGAGGUCAUAUUUAAACACUUGAAUAAGAAGUGGGGACCUUUUACAGUCGACAGGUUUGCCACACAUUAUAAUAACAAAUGUGACAGAUUUAAUUCAAGAUGGUGGGUACCCGGUACAGAAGCAGUUGAUUGUUUUACACAAAUAUGGACCGGGGAGAAUAAUUGGUUGGUACCACCACCAAAUCUAGUCGUUCAGUGUUUGAAUAAGUUAAAACACGAUAAAUGCUUAGGAACUUUGGUUAUUCCUGAAUGGAAAUCGGCGCCAUUUUGGCCAUUGUUAAUUGAUGAAAAGGGUAAUUUCAGUUGCAUUGUGAAAGAAAGUUAUGUUUUUCCUUCUACAGGUGCUGUCACAAGGGGAAAAGGGAACAACGGAGUGUUUAAUAUAGAACCUUUUAGUUUCAGAAUGCUAGCAUUGAAGUGCAGCUGGUAAAAAUCUUCAACAUUAUGAGAUUUAUUGAACAUGUACGAUCGAAUUUUGACCUCAUGUAUGUCUUUCAGGUAAUGGCUUGAGGCAAACACUAAAAAGAAAGUUUGACGAGGCUGGCGUUCAGAUAAAUAACGAAGAACAAUGUAUAGACAGAAUGGCUACACAUAUUUUGAGCUCUAGAGCUGAUAGCACUGUAAAUAAAUAUGCUCAUCAAGUGAAAACUUUUAAAGAUUUAUGUAUUUCGAAGGGAUUUCCCUGUGAUCCAGCACAUUCCAUUCACGUCGCCAUGUAUUUAUCGAACUUAAUAGACAGUGGAAAAUCGGACAGCGUAAUUAUGGCAGCUUUUUAUGGAAUUAAAUGGUACCAUAGUAUUAACGACUUCCAGGAUCCAACGGAGAACGUAGUGGUGAAAUCUAUGCUAGAAUGUGCAAAACGGUUGAACUCUAAACCCACAACGAAAAAGGAUGUAAUUACUACAGAACAUUUAAUAGAGCUUUGUAAUAUGUUUUCAGAAUCUACGGAUGUUAUCGUACUCCGCGAUCUGACAAUGAUUUUGUUAAGUUACGCAGGUUUUUUGCGUUUUGAUGAAGUUAGUGAAUUACGUUGUAGUGAUAUUGAUAUCAAGGACAGAUACAUAUCUUUGUUUAUUAAGAAAAGUAAAACUGACAUAUACAGGGGUGGUAAAGAAGUACUUAUUUCUAGCGGUGAAACGUCGGCUUGUCCAGUUGCUAUGUUGCAAAGAUAUUUACAUUGUUCAAGUAUGCAUUUAAAAUCAGACUCGUAUCUUUUUAGACCUGCAUGCAGGUCCGGCCACAAAUGUUUUUUAAUUGAUAAAGAUAAAAAGCUUAGUUACACUCGAUCAAAAGAAUGUAUUGUGUCUAAGUUAAAGCUAGUUGCGCCUAAUUUGCGUUUAGGAACACAUUCGUUGAGAGCUAGUGGUGCCACCACUGCCGCCAAUGCUGAAGGCGUUUCAGAUAGAUGUCUAAAGCGACACGGUCGCUGGAAGUCUGAUUUGGCCAAAGAUGGUUACAUAGAUGAUUCAUUAGAGAAAAAGCUUUUUAUUACAAAACAGUUAAAGUUAUGAGUACAUAUAUUGUUUAAGGAAAAUUCGAAUUUGAAUGACAUAGGCUCUAACAUUUGUAUUAGUUCUAUCGCAAGUCUUGCCCAUUGCAAAACAGAGUUUGUGUUUCGUGCGUAGUUAUGUUAAGACUUUAAAGUUCUGCGCGUUACGGAGUAUAGCCGCAGAACAUAUGUCUUAACGUUGUGUAGCACAACUAUUUGUGCGAAUCACUGAUGCGUUGGAUCACGUGAUCAGUGAUUGGUCAAGUGGUACGUGGCGGGAAUUAGUACGGGUAACGCGGUUGUUUGUCAGUUCUACGCUUGGCUUCGAUUGUUUCACUUCUACUUUAUUCAAAUUCGAAUUUUUGUUAGAUUAUAAUGAAAACUUUGAUUCUGUAAACUCUAUGUAGUUUAUAAUCUGGUUUGAUAAAGUUGAUAUACUUUUUGUAGAAAGUUGAACAAUUCUCAAGACAUAAUGAAUAAUUUGUCUAGUUUUAAGAAAAGCUAUUACUUUUUAUUAUUUUAUACUACCAAGAUACAGUAGGCACAGUUUUCCAGAGUUUUUUACAUUCCCAGUUCGGGAAUGAUUUUUUAAUCUCUGGUUUUUAAUCUGGCCUAUUGUAUCUAGGUUGACGGCUGUACUGUACAGUCAGUGUGUACACAAGAUAAUUAUCUGACAAUGUUAUUUGUAUGAAGCGCAUAUUGUAUGCUAUUUGAUUUUGUUUAUAAAGAAUAUGAUCAUAUAUUCAUGUACUUAUACAUAAAAUGCUCAAAAUAAAACAAUCGCAAGUCUUGCCCAUUGCAAAACAGAGUUUGUGUUUCGUGCGUAGUUAUGUUAAGACUAUUAAAGCUAUACGAUCAGGGAUUUCAAUACUAUUAGUAACAAUGUGAUAAAAGUUGUGAUAAUCUGACUUUGUGAUAAUUUCCAAUUUGUGAUAUAACAGUUACUGUAAUUUUUCAUUUGAAAUAUUAACAUGAUUUAAUAAUUGCCUCUCUAUGUUAUGCCACCAGUGCUAAGGACCACAAUGGCAAUUAGAACUUGCUCUUUACUGUGUUAUCCUUUGGUAUUGGGAGCAUGACAUAGUUUUCUAUUACUUAAUAUAGUAUUUAAUAAUUCUUGUAUUAUUCUGUAUCGUGGUUGUUAAUCAUAUAAAUGUUAUCCUUUGCCUCACAAUGUACCUUAGAAAAUGAGUUUUCACUGAUUUGUCUAACAAUAUAUUACAUUAACUAAGCAAGUUUUCUGUGGAAUACCGCGCGAUUUCUAUACAGACGCUUACAGAAAAGAUUGAUGUCUGAACUGUUGGAAUUUAACAGUAAUAUAACGAUUUCACUUUGUAUAUCAUUUCUGUAAGUUGUUAUAGUGUUUUGUAAAAGACGUCAGCUGUUUUCGUUUGCCAUCUUAAAGAAAAUAUAUUUUGAUUAUUUUUUUAUAUUUCGCACUUUGUCACUGUAAGUGAAUAUGUCGUUACAUACAUUAAGUAUACAUAAAGUGAACAGAAAAAAAGAAUGUUAUUGGGUAUAAAUAUUUAUAGAAUUAUCAACGAUCUCACUAAAAAUGAUAAACUCCUAUGUACUACGCGUUUCAACUUACGAUAAAAGAAUACAGAAACUAAUGUUCACUCUUUUGCAUGAUGAUAUGAUAUUUUUUUCAACAGUUUUUGUACAGGAGCAUAUCCACAUGUACAGACAGACAGACUUUCAUCAUAUGGAAAUAAUUGUAAAAAACCAAAACAGCCGUUAGCAGUCAGCUGCUGUAUAUUUUGUAUAUUAUAACCACUGAAAUAUUGGAUUCCACAAUCAUGGAUAUCAUUCAAACCUGGUUUGUGAAACGAUAAUUUAGCUAUUGACCGAUUGUUAAAGUUGAUGAAAUAUUUUAUUGUGACCAAAAGAUAUUAUAUAAAUGAAAAUAUACCCAUGUCGUUGCAUUUUAAAGGCCAGAAUUCUAUAUUCGAAAUAAACCGUAACAUAUAGAUGGACACUUUAUAGCUUCCUAUAAGCCAAAUAAUAUCUACCUUCUCUGUAUUAUUUGAUGACCAUUAAAGUCAACAUCGGAAACAUAAAAGCAAUACCCCAAUUACUUUGCGAUUGAGCAAUCGUAUAAUAGUUGGAGCCAUUCUCUGCAGAAGAAUAUUUGCGAUUAAUCGGGUAAUACUAAGGUGUAGGAAUCCUUCGUGGAACUAACUAAAAGUAUCGGGGUACAUAUAUAAUAUUUAGCAGGCGUUAUUAGACAGUUAUUUCUACCAGCUAUUAUCGGGUUAAUGGAAUUCUCGUGUAAGUUACUGUAAGUAGGAUCUUCUUCAUUCAGAUUCACAUCUUUUAGGAUCAAAAUAUUGGUUUCUCUACAUUAAUGUCUUGGGAUAUUUUUGAUCCAAAAUUAAUAGUAGAUGGGAUUGGAAACGUCUUUUCAUGCUUUCUAAAACUAAACAGUCUCUUCCAAUUUGGUAAAAGAUUUGUCAAGAUUUAGGUAAAUCAUAAUAGAUAUUCCUUGUAUAGAAUGCUUUCUAAUGGAGAAGACGUAUCAAAACAAUGUAUGAUCAAUUUACUACAAAUGUCUCAAGUUUUGGAGUCUAAAUAAAAUUGGUUCUUGGCUCAGAUUACGGCAUAUAAUUCAAUUGUAUUUUGAUAGAGUAGCGGAGCGAGUUAAAACAUCAAAAAAUAAUCAAGCAUCUUAUAAUAAUAACGUGAGAUAAGAUCUUUUCAAAUUGCCGACGGGUAAGCAUCAUUUGGUCUGACCUUCAAAAAUGGGAUUUACAAUUUUUGUCAACUACUUUCAGACCAUGCAGUACUCCACAAAGACAAAAGGCUUGUUCAUGAAAUAUGUUAAACACCAGAAUGGCAACAACAUUGAAUUGUUCAUAGUCUUCUAAAUAAGGUAACUACUGGGGCUGAUGUCAAAUGAUUAAUCUCGGAUUAAUAAUUUCUUUCCAUUUUGAUUAUAGUAGAAAUUAUGCAAGUCUACAACUAGUUCUAGUAAGGCAUUUUCGCAACAAUACUUUGUACAAUGAAAAAUAGUUUGUGUUACCAAUUACCGUGUCAUGUACAUACCAAAUACAUGGAUGAACAUGGAUAACUUUACUGAAUCUGUAACAUUCAUAUCUAAAAAGUAUUUCCAUGAUUGUUUUUGUUCGUCAUGAAGAUAAAUGAUAAAAGUUCUAUUUUUUAACCUUUUUUGAGCUAUUUUUACUUUUACUUGUUAUUAUAGCAGCCUGAAUAUAAGUGUUUUUUUUUUUGCCUGGGAUAAAAUAUCUUACACGAAAGCUGAAAGAUGUGACCUCCGUUUAAUUACUUAUGAAUAUCACGAAAAUGAUUGUAUCCUAUGUUAGCAUGUGUUGAUGCCUUUCAUCAAUUAUCUACAUAAUGUUUAUUUGCAAAAGUCUGUGCCAGCCUUGCAACGUUUUAAGAUGAGAAUACCUUUUUAAUAUUUGCUCCUAAAUGAAAGAAAAUGGUUACAAAAAAACAUGUUAUGGUCUGAAAAA
Messenger RNA from Mercenaria mercenaria, 7982 nucleotides. RefSeq lists its product as uncharacterized. NCBI's taxonomy places the organism in Eukaryota, Metazoa, Mollusca, Bivalvia, Venerida, Veneridae. The transcript has 2 exons. Gene Ontology annotation, molecular function: DNA binding. The record is from RefSeq and is a predicted model, not a curated record. Gene Ontology annotation, biological process: DNA integration; DNA recombination. The coding region runs from base 214 to 798 and encodes 194 amino acids.